AUGGAUGAAGAUGAGGCCAGUCCCUUCUUACCCUCAGUAUUACAAUCUAUGAAUCCUCUCGACGAGGACUGCAGAAGCCGAGGAACUCUCAAGUACCUCCCAACAUCCCCCUCUGUUGUCCUCAUAUUUUUCAUGGAAUCGAGUGAUGGUCGAAUUUUGGGACAAACGCGUAUAACUGCACAUGAGAGGAAAAUGGGAGCAAAAGCAAGCGGGGAGGAGGCGAGCAGAAAAUUCGAACCUGGUAACUGGAUCGCCCUCUCCCUUACCUAG
Molecule: messenger RNA, 270 nt
Organism: Echinococcus granulosus
Lineage: Eukaryota; Metazoa; Platyhelminthes; Cestoda; Cyclophyllidea; Taeniidae
Exons: 2
Coding region: 1-270 (89 amino acids)
Source: RefSeq, a predicted model, not a curated record